Molecule: messenger RNA, 1335 nt
Organism: Amphiprion ocellaris (clown anemonefish)
Lineage: Eukaryota; Metazoa; Chordata; Actinopteri; Pomacentridae
Gene: wdr77
Product: WD repeat domain 77
Exons: 10
Coding region: 34-1047 (337 amino acids)
Biological process (GO): oocyte axis specification
Cellular component (GO): methylosome
Molecular function (GO): protein binding
Source: RefSeq, a predicted model, not a curated record
GUAGCUUGUGAAAUUUUCAAGUGCACUGUCUGAAUGAAAAGUGCAGUGGACACGAGCAUGAUCAAGGAGAACAAGUGGAACAUCCCCCCCAAUGCUCCAGCCUGCAUGGAGAAGCAUCUGUGUGCGGCGCAGUACAGAGCAGAUGGCACCCUGCUGCUUGGUGCCUCCAGCCUCACUGGCAGGAGCUGGCAGGGAUCUGUGUGGAUCUACAGCGACCCUGAGCAGGCCCCUAGCGAGGGCUUCUGCAAAGCCGGCGUGCAGACUGAGGCUGGUGUCACAGAUGUCAAAUGGGUGUCAGAAAAAGGAGUUGUUGUAGCAUCAGAUUCAGGUGCCUUGGAGCUCUGGGAGCUGGCAGAGGACGAGCGCCUGUUGGUGAAUCGAUUUACCAAACAUGACCAUGACCAUAUUGUCACCACAGUGAGCCCUGUUCCUGGAGCAAGCAGUGCCAUCACUGGCAGCAUGGACUGCCGAAUUAAAGUCUGGGAUCUUAGUCAGGAGACAGUUGUCACUACAUACAAUGUGCAUACACAGCCGGUCAAUUGCAUUGCCUGCAGUCCUACAGAUGAUUCUCUCUUCAUCUCCUGUGGCCAAGACGGCCGUGUGUUAAUGUGGGACAGAAGGAAGCCAAACAAACCUGCCUCAAAAAUAGAUGUAGAGUCUCCCAGCUGCUCCCCCACCACUGUAGCUUGGCACCCCCACCACAGAAGCACCAUUGCAUUUGGUGAUGAGCUGGGCAGAGUGACCGUGAAGGAUUUCCUGGGAACAGAGCCGGCUCGGGUGGAGAACGUCCACAGCCGCAGAGUUAACGGCCUCGCUUUCUCCACACACAAUGCCUCCUUGCUAGCCUCCGUUAGUGAUGACUGUUCUCUCGCUGUUAUGAACACUGACCUGCAAGAAAUACACAGAGAUCGGCGACACCGGGACUUCGUCAAAGGUGUGUGUUGGCUGCAUAGCGGCUCCACCGGCCUCACCACAGUGGGCUGGGAUCACCUCGUGCUUCACCACACCAUUGGUUCAGCUGCUGGAGCUAACAGCUCCUCUUCUUAGACAUCCAACACAAUCUGUACUUUCCCUCUUGUACCUGAAACAUGACAAAGAUUAUCUCAAAAAUUAAGUGUUCUAUGUCAGGAAAUAAGGAUUGAAGCAUCUCGUCAUUCACCACUCCAGAUAUGUGCACAAUAUCUGGACUUCUGCUCUCCCAGUCUGGCCUUAGACUCUGGCCUCUAUCCACAUCUUUCAUACUGUAAAGCAUUUUUCCAUGUGUAAUUAAAUUUGAGGCAAUUCAUUUGUAUUGCAUUAUUUUACAUUAAAGGUAACUUAAUGUUGUAAUAGCAA